AUGAGUGUGCAGUGGCAGGCGGAGGACUGGGUGUUGCGUGCUCGCUGGGAUGAGCGUCUCAGGACUCCCACCAGCGUCUCAGGACUCCCACCAGCGCCUCAGGACUCCCACCAGCGUCUCAGGACUCCCAACAGCGUCUCAGGACUCCCGCCAGCGCCUCAGGACUCCCACCAGCGCCUCAGGACUCCCACCAGCGCCUCAGGACUCCCGCCAGCGCCUCAGGACUCCCGCCAGCGCCUCAGGACUCCCGCCAGCGCCUCAGGACUCCCACCAGCGCCUCAGGACUCCCACCAGCGCCUCAGGACUCCCGCCAGCGCCUCAGGACUCCCGCCAGCGCCUCAGGACUCCCACCAGCGCCUCAGGACUCCCACCAGCGCCUCAGGACUCCCGCCAGCGCCUCAGGACUCCCACCAGCGCCUCAGGACUCCCGCCAGCGCCUCAGGACUCCCGCCAGCGCCUCAGGACUCCCGCCAGCGCCUCAGGACUCCCACCAGCGCCUCAGGACUCCCACCAGCGCCUCAGGACUCCCGCCAGCGCCUCAGGACUCCCACCAGCGCCUCAGGACUCCCGCCAGCGCCUCAGGACUCCCACCAGCGCCUCAGGACUCCCGCCAGCGCCUCAGGACUCCCACCAGCGCCUCAGGACUCCCGCCAGCGCCUCAGGACUCCCGCCAGCGCCUCAGGACUCCCGCCAGCGCCUCAGGACUCCCGCCAGCGCCUCAGGACUCCCACCAGCGCCUCAGGACUCCCACCAGCGCCUCAGAACUCCCACCAGCGCCUCAGGACUCCCGCCAGCGCCUCAGGACUCCCGCCAGCGCCUCAGGACUCCCACCAGCGUCUCAGGACUCCCACCAGCGCCUCAGGACUCCCACCAGCGUCUCAGGACUCCCGCCAGCGCCUCAGGACUCCCGCCAGCGCCUCAGGACUCCCGCCAGCGCCUCAGGACUCCCGCCAGCGCCUCAGGACUCCCACCAGCGCCUCGGGACUCCCACCAGCGCCUCGGGACUCCCACCAGCGCCUCAGGACUCCCACCAGCGCCUCAGGACUCCCCACCAGCGCCUCAGGACUCCCACCAGCGCCUCAGGACUCCCACCAGCGCCUCAGGAUUCCCGCCAGCGCCUCAGGACUCCCACCAGCGCCUCAGGACUCCCACCAGCGCCUCGGGACUCCCACCAGCGCCUCAGGACUCCCACCAGCGCCUCAGGACUCCCACCAGCGCCUCAGGACUCCCACCAGCGCCUCAGGACUCCCACCAGCGCCUCAGGACUCCCACCAGCGCCUCAGGACUCCCACCAGCGCCUCAGGACUCCCACCAGCGCCUCAGGACUCCCACCAGCGCCUCAGGACUCCCACCAGCGCCUCAGGAUUCCCGCCAGCGCCUCAGGACUCCCACCAGCGCCUCAGGACUCCCACCAGCGCCUCAGGACUCCCACCAGCACCUCAGGACUCCCGCCAGCGCCUCAGGACUCCCGCCAGCGCCUCAGGACUCCCGCCAGCGCCUCAGGACUCCCGCCAGCGCCUUAGGAUUCCAACCAGCGCCUCAGGACUCCCACCAGCGCCUCAGGACUCCCGCCAGCGCCUCAGGACUCCCGCCAGCGCCUCAGGACUCCCGCUAGCGCCUCAGGACUCCCGCCAGCGCCUCAGGACUCCCACCAGCGCCUCAGGACUCCCACCAGCGCCUCAGGACUCCCACCAGCGCCUCAGGACUCCCACCAGCGCCUCAGGACCGUGUAAUGUAUAA
Molecule: messenger RNA, 1740 nt
Organism: Procambarus clarkii (red swamp crayfish)
Lineage: Eukaryota; Metazoa; Arthropoda; Malacostraca; Decapoda; Cambaridae
Source: RefSeq, a predicted model, not a curated record